Acinonyx jubatus (cheetah) is the source of this 462-nucleotide messenger RNA. RefSeq names its product small nuclear ribonucleoprotein G-like. Gene Ontology annotation, biological process: mRNA splicing, via spliceosome; spliceosomal snRNP assembly. Gene Ontology annotation, cellular component: U4 snRNP; P granule; catalytic step 2 spliceosome. Lineage: Eukaryota; Metazoa; Chordata; Mammalia; Carnivora; Felidae. Gene Ontology annotation, molecular function: RNA binding. The record is from RefSeq and is a predicted model, not a curated record. The transcript has a single exon. The coding region runs from base 90 to 320 and encodes 76 amino acids.
GGGAAUCCAUAUUAAAAACCUAGGUAGGGAGCGUGAAGGACUCCACGAAUUCCGUUUGGAGGCAUCUUUGAGCUCGCCGAGUAAGCAUCAUGAGCAAAGCUCACCCUCCCGAGUUGAAAAAAUUUAUGGACAAGAAAUUAUCAUUGAAAUUAAAUGGUGGCAGACAUGUCCAAGGAAUAUUGCGGGGGUUCGAUCCCUUUAUGAAUCUUGUAAUAGAUGAAUGUGUGGAGAUGGCAACCAGUGGGCAACAGAACAAUAUUGGAAUGGUGGUAAUUCGAGGAAAAAGUAUCAUCAUGUUAGAAGCCUUGGAACGAGUAUAAACAAUGGGUGUGUUCACCAGAAGAAACCAACUGCUUCCACGUGUCCCCUUCAUAGCACCAGUUUUACUACAAUAUAAAAAUCAGGUCAUGCAUUUUCAUAUUGAACUUUUUUGUUAAAUAAACUUUUUUAAUAGUCAAAAAA